UUUGAACCCUUUCGUUUCUCUCAUCUCACUCACUCUCCAAUUCUGCUUCAUCUUCCGCAUUUCAAAGGUUGGUUUAACUCUGUGUUGAAAGAUGACUUCUCGGGUGGUGAGGACUAAUAUGAGACUUCGAAGGAGGGAUGGUGUGAGUGUGACUCAAAACGAACACCAGGAAGGUCAACAAGGGGCUGAACAAGCUCCAACGGUUCCUCAGAUUGUGUCUACUCCUCCUAGGAUCAAUAUAGUUGCUAUUGAAGAUGAUGAUGAUGUUGUUGAAUCAACUGCAUCUGCUUUUGCUCAGGCUAAAAACAAAUCGAGAAGUGCACGCAGAGGACCUGUAGUAGUUGAUGUAGAGUCAGGUGGCACUAAUAGAGGCACAAGGCGUCGCUCUGAUCAAACUAGUGCUGACUCGGUUGAGCUUAACAAGCCGAGAAAGUCCAAGGCUGUGGCUCCUCCUGUAGAGGAACCAAAAUUUAACUGUCCAAUCUGUUUGUGUCCAUUUACUGAGGAGGUUUCAACGAAGUGUGGUCAUAUUUUCUGCAAAGCGUGCAUAAAGAAUGCGUUAUCUCUUCAAGCUAAAUGCCCGACGUGUAGGAAAAAAAUCACGGCUAAGGACCUUAUCCGGGUAUUCCUUCCAACUGCUAGAUGAAUCAUACAGAAACAUCACCAGUAGCCAUGUAAUGUAAGUCUAGCUAAUGAGAUUUGUCUUUUGUGUUGAAUUCUAAAAAUUGCGCCAUUCAGAUCCUUUUCUCUCUUCUCUCUUUCAGGGUUAAUGGUCUAUUGAUUCUAUCCCCCAACAAUGAAGAGAUGUUAAUGAU
Messenger RNA from Arabidopsis arenosa, 815 nucleotides. The record is from the annotation of a GenBank genome assembly. Lineage: Eukaryota; Viridiplantae; Streptophyta; Magnoliopsida; Brassicales; Brassicaceae.